Messenger RNA from Dunckerocampus dactyliophorus (ringed pipefish), 1436 nucleotides. RefSeq names its product tetraspanin-1. The transcript has 8 exons. Bases 430 to 1152 code for a protein of 240 amino acids. Lineage: Eukaryota; Metazoa; Chordata; Actinopteri; Syngnathiformes; Syngnathidae. The record is from RefSeq and is a predicted model, not a curated record. Gene Ontology annotation, cellular component: membrane.
AACAGAAUCAUGAUAGGCCGCCGGCUAUUUAACAUCAAAUCCCUUCCCAGGUUAUCCGAUGCAUGUGCAGUGUAUGUCACUGGGUACCUGCAGGGGUCAGAGCGGCCACCCAGACCUCUUUUCAGGGUCUACCUGAGAACACCCACUGACUGUCACCUGUAUUUACCUUGACCACACCCCAUUUCUAUUAUCUUCCACCGCCAGCCUCAGGAGGAGCACUCAGAUUUCUAAUCCCCACCCAAUAUUGUUGCAAUACCCUUUUGAUGCGUAUGGAGAGAACUAUUGUGUACUCGCUUUGUCAACCUAACUAGCUGGAGAUCCAGUCUGUGUGUUUUUGAGUGCCUUUUUACGCAAGGUCAGACAAGGGAGACUUCGGAAAACAACUUUAAAGGUAUUUUACUUUGGAUACGCACACGCACAAAGAUUAAAAUGGGCUGCUUCACCUUCGUCAAAGUGAUGAUGGUCGUCUUCAACUUGCUUAUCUCGCUGAGUGGCCUGACCUUACUGGCGAUGGGAAUCUGGGCCAGUGUGGACGCGACGUCCUAUCUUCAGCUUCUGGGACCUUUCUCCAGCAAAGGCAUGCAGCAUAUCAACGUUGCCUGCUGCUGCCUUGCCUUUGGGGCCGCACUUUUCCUGCUGGGACUCGUAGGCUGCUGCGGAGCCCAGAAGGAGAGCAAAUGUCUGCUGCUCACAUUCUUCUCCAUCAUCCUCAUCAUUUUCAUUGCUGAAGUGGCAGCCGCCGUUGUAGCACUGGCCUAUUCGUCAUUUGCCGAGGGGAUCCUCCGAGCGUGGGCUACUCCUGCUUUACAGAAGGAUUACGGUAGUGAUCCUGCGGUCACCGACAUCUGGAACACCACCAUGACCGAGAUGGAGUGCUGUGGUUUCACCAAUUACACAGACUUUGUGGGCUCCAAUUUUGAAAAGGAGAAUGGAGGCUUACCACAGAGCUGCUGCCUCGCUAACCUUCUCCCCUGCAGCCCAGAGGCAGCAUAUCAAAGCUCUGUUCAGGGCUGUUUUGAACAAAUGCUGGAGUCUCUUAAGGAGCAUGCAAACAUUGUGGGAGGCAUUGCAGCAGGAGUUGGUGUCCUCGAGAUUUCGGCCAUGAUUGUGUCAAUGUACUUGUACUGUCACCUGGACAAAAGAGUCAGCUGAGAUGGCAGCAGAAUAAACAUCGUACAUCACUCUGGAUUUAUUCAAUAUUGACACCCUCUUCCAAAGAUAUGAAUAUUUCUACAGUAGGCUGACAAAAUCUCAACCAAAAAAUAUCUAUCUGUGUUACAAUGCACCUAAAAUGAUGAACUGUUAAACGUAAGUCAUUAUCAUUUAUCAGUUUCAUUUAGCAAUGUAAUAUUUGUGUUCUUGUGUAUUACUCUUAGCACUUCUCAUCUUCAGGUAAACAUCCACGAUGUGUCGUUGCAAUGUCGUUUUACAACUGG